AUGAAACAAGAGGAGAAUACGCUAUUUCGACUAGAUCUUUUACAGUGUAAAUUUGAAGGUUUGGAUCCUCCACGAUUUCACAAAACAUCUCAGAUCUGUCAUUCGAGGAACAACCAAUUCAAGCUAUUAAGUGUGAGUCAAGAAGAGGCACAGAAUUUGAUCAAGCAGUACCAAAGGGAACAGUUUGAAAGCAAAUUUAAUGAAUUUAAUGAGAAGCUGGCGAGACUUGCUAAGAAGCUUUUAAAGAUAGAGAAAAAACGCAGUGGAAAGUUCAGCAAAGAGAGCUUAGAGAUGGAGAGUAAUGAAGAGAUCAUGAAGAAGUGUGUCAGGGCAAAGACUGUGAGGACGAUCGCUAAGAUAUACAAGAGGAAGAUCAAGGAGAAAUCGGAGAUAAUACCCAGUGCUUUCUAUGAGGACUUGAAGAGUAUACAAGAGAGUACUUCAAAGGAUAUGGAGAGUCUUUUUUCGGUAUUGUAUGGAAAGGAAGAAGCAAGAGUUUGCAUAGAGAAGAUGAGAGUUCAAUUUAAGUUGAUACUUGGACCGGUGAGGAAGCAGGUGAGGCCUGAGGGGGAUGUGGUGAGGAAGCAGGUGAAGCCGCAAGAAGAGUCCAAGGAGUCAUCAGACGAGUCCUCAGACAAGUCCUCAGACAAGUCCUCAGACCAGCCGCAAGAAGAGUCACAAGAAGAGUCCCAGGAGUUCUCAGACGAGUCCCAUGACACCAAAGUCGAGUCCUCAGACGAGUCCUCAGAUGAGUCCUCAGACAAAUCUUCAGACAAAUCCUCAGACGAGCCGCAAGAAGAGUCGCAAGAAGAGUCCCAGGAGUUCUCAGACGAGUCCCAUGACACCAAAGUCGAGUCCUCAGACGAGUCCCACGAGCCCCAGGGGCCCCCCGACGACUUCUUUAUUGACCCAAUAUCCUCCAAGAAAAUCAUGCUUCCCGCAUUAGCUACAGGUUAUUAUUCGGGUGAUGAAAGUGAAGAAGAACUUGAACAAGCUGAUAGAGAUGCGGAUGUUAAAACUGUUACUGCGAAUAAAAGAAAGAACAGAAGAGGUCAAAGAGCAAGAAGAAAGAUCUGGGAAGAGAAGUAUGGUAAAAAUGCGAAACAUGUGAUUAAAGAAAGAGAAGAAUGGCAUUCCAAACAGCAGAGAUUGAAAGUAGAAUAUGACGCCAGAGUAGUUAAAAGAGUCCAGAAAGAGAAAGAAAGAGAAGAUAGAAAGAGAAAGAGAUAUGAAGAAGAGAAGGAGGUGGAAAGGAGGAGAAGAGCACCUUUACAUCCAUCUUGGCUUGCCAAGAAGAAGGCUGAAGACGACUUUGCACAUCUUAAGUUCACUGGAAAGAAGAUGAAGUUUGAGUAA
This is a messenger RNA of Brettanomyces nanus, 1356 nucleotides long. RefSeq lists its product as uncharacterized. Lineage: Eukaryota; Fungi; Ascomycota; Pichiomycetes; Pichiales; Pichiaceae. Gene Ontology annotation, cellular component: 90S preribosome; nucleus. Gene Ontology annotation, biological process: maturation of SSU-rRNA. The record is from RefSeq and is a predicted model, not a curated record. The transcript has a single exon. Bases 1 to 1356 code for a protein of 451 amino acids.